Aspergillus bombycis is the source of this 879-nucleotide messenger RNA. RefSeq lists its product as uncharacterized. The transcript is spliced from 3 exons. The coding region runs from base 1 to 879 and encodes 292 amino acids. Gene Ontology annotation, biological process: beta-D-galactose catabolic process via UDP-galactose, Leloir pathway; glucose metabolic process. Lineage: Eukaryota; Fungi; Ascomycota; Eurotiomycetes; Eurotiales; Aspergillaceae. Gene Ontology annotation, molecular function: carbohydrate binding; aldose 1-epimerase activity. The record is from RefSeq and is a predicted model, not a curated record.
AUGAACGCAUUCGAGGAAGAAGUGGAAAGGAGAUACGUCUGGACAAUCUGCAUAUCAAUCUUCGUUCAAAUUCCUCUCCUUUGGAGCCAUCAUUCCAAGCUCAAUGUUAGCGGCAAGAAUAUCGUCCUCAAUUUUCUGACAGAGGACUACGCGAAGCGCAACGAGCCCCAUUUCGGAGAGACAAUUGGCCGUGUGGCUAACAGGCUGAAGAAUGCCACUGUGUGUCUUAACGGGCGUGACUAUAUGCUUGACAAGAAUGACCCAGCUAACUGCAUUCAUGGUGGGUUCAAGGGUUGGGAACAACAGUAUUUUUAUCCAGCACAACAAAAGACACACGGAAGGGAUGCAUGGAGGUUUAGCUAUACAAACAAAGAUAGCGAUGGGAAGUUCCCAGAAACAGUCGAAGUGACUGUCUGGUAUACAGAGUAUUACAAACAGGAUACAAGACGCAAGGCCAUGCUCGAGAUUGAAUAUGAGGAGUCAGCCCGUAACAUGGAGUGCGAGGAGACAGCGAAACAUGCUGAUAAUAUCUAUAUUUCCAGCUACUUCACUCUAACAGGAAACAAAACCAUUGCUGGGAGUAAAGCACAACUAUACGUACGCAGAUACUUGCCCAUCGACCAGACAGGUAUCCCAAACGGUACUAUCAAGGAAUUCCCCGACGAUAUUACGAAGCAAUUCGAACUAGAAGAAACUGCCCCUCAGAUUAACAAUUGUUUCGUCCUGAAAACCACAACUGAUCCAAAGUGCCUCUGGAUACGCGCCAGCUGGAUCUUCAAUUACUUGGCUCUUUCCAUCGCCCAGAUUCAGACAUGCAUUUGGAGGUUCUCAGUACGGAGCCAGCCUUUCAAUUCUACACUGGUGACCAUAUCAAUGUGA